CCUGCACGGGCUCGCUCGCCGAUCCGGCGGCCGGGGCUACCGGGCAUGGAGCCGGGCGCCCGCGGCGAUGGGAAAUCCAGUUAUCAAAAUGACUCCAGAAAAGAGAACCUAACAUCCAUAACAAUGGGAAAUACUGAAAACGUUACCAAAAAGCUACCAUUCCUCAAAACACCAGGCCCAGAUGGUGUCACAGGUUAAAAAAAAUCCUUCAUGAAGACGACAGAUCUUAAGCCACAUGAUGGAUUCAGAAGCUCAUAAAAAGAGGUCGUCAAUCAUAACAUCUUCAAAACAAGAUAUAUCACCUCAUAUUACAGAUGUUGGUGAAAGGAAACAUUAUUUGUGUGGCUGCUGUGCAGCUUUCAGCAACGUAGCGAUCACAUUUCCCAUUCAGAAGGUCCUCUUUCGGCAACAGCUGUAUGGAAUCAAAACCAGGGAUGCAGUGCUUCAGUUGAGGAGGGAUGGAUUUCGAAACUUGUAUCGCGGAAUUCUUCCCCCAUUAGUGCAGAAGACAACCACACUGGCGCUUAUGUUUGGUCUGUAUGAGGAUUUGUCUUGCCUGCUCCGUAAGCAUGUCAGUACCCCAGAUGUUGCAACCCGUAGCCUGGCAGCAAUACUUGCAGGGGCAACAGAAGCAAUUUUCACUCCGUUGGAAAGAGUUCAGACACUGCUUCAAGACCACAAGCAUCAUGAUAAAUUUACAAACACUUACCAGGCCUUCAAGGCGCUGAGAUGCCACGGAGUUGGAGAGUACUAUCGAGGCCUGAUGCCUGUGCUUUUCCGCAACGGGUUCAGCAACGUCCUGUUUUUUGGCUUUCGGGGUCCCAUUAAGGAGCACCUGCCGACCGCCACAACCUACAGCGCGCAUUUGGUCAAUGAUUUUAUCUGUGGAGGUCUAUUGGGUGCCAUGUUGGGAAUCUUGUUUUUUCCAAUUAAUGUUGUAAAAACUCGCAUGCAGUCUCAGAUUGGAGGGGAAUUUCAGUCUUUUCCCCAAGUUUUCAAAAUAAUCUGGUUAGAACGAGACAGGAAACUGACAAAUCUUUUCAGAGGUGCCCAUCUAAAUUACCACCGGUCCCUCAUCUCUUGGGGAAUAAUCAAUGCAACUUAUGAAUUCCUGUUAAAAAUUACAUGAAAGAAAUAAUUAAGUGCCAUUUACCAACUGACUAGACCUUUAAAGAAGAAUGUAGUUUGGCCUCGUUCCUAAUUGGCCAAUAUAAGUUGGUGUCGUAAGUUCAGGGCACAAUGAAUUAUGGCAAAGCUAUUUUCCUUAAGCACCAACAAAUCAGAAUAAAAGGUUUC
This is a messenger RNA of Myotis daubentonii (Daubenton's bat), 1296 nucleotides long. RefSeq names its product mitochondrial nicotinamide adenine dinucleotide transporter SLC25A51-like. Gene Ontology annotation, biological process: mitochondrial NAD transmembrane transport. The record is from RefSeq and is a predicted model, not a curated record. NCBI's taxonomy places the organism in Eukaryota, Metazoa, Chordata, Mammalia, Chiroptera, Vespertilionidae. Gene Ontology annotation, cellular component: mitochondrion. Gene Ontology annotation, molecular function: NAD transmembrane transporter activity.